AAGGGUGUUUCAUCUAUAAUAAUAUACGUUGUAAUCUCACAUAGUUUAGUGAAAAUAACUUUAUUUUUAAGUUUAUCAAAUUAAUUUUGUGCGUGGCUAUAAAAUAAACAAUUCAAUUCAGUUUAAUAGAAAAAUGCAUGGUUAACAUUGCUUGUAACGUCACAAAAUAAAAAAAAAAUCGUCGAUUUUUAAUCCACAUGAUGAUUCUUGAAUUUUUCCAAUUAAGUUAAUAAAAUAGUAUUAAAAAUAAUAUCAAACAUUUCCAGCAAGUUCCUAUGUGGGCUCCUGAAUUAGUGGCAGCUGAACAUAACGCUAAAGAAUCUGCAUCGGUUUUAUUAUAUGUCGUUGAUAGUCAAACGAGAAGUGUUUCCGGAAUGAUUGAGGUGGCGUAUUUAGUGGCAUCUGGAAGAUGUGUUGUACUAGUCGCUUACCCGUAUAGUUUAGGACAAACGAUUAUGGGGGAAAUUAUUACGAAAAGGGAAUGUUUCGAUUUAGUAAGUGGCCAAACCACUUUACUGACGUUAGUAAAAAGUCACGGAAUUAAAGUACACGAUAAUUUAAAAUCGGCAAUUCAAUGUACGACGCGAAUCUUAAGAAAUCCUAGUAUGAAUCGAUUAACGGCCGAAGAACAAAUCACAUUUAAACUAAGAAAACUUCGGGAGACUUUCGAUCGCUACGAUAAGGAUCAAACGGGGGAGAUUUCAUUGAUAGACGUUGUUGAUGCUUAUACAAAACUGACGAAUCAUAACAUCGAGCCUAUUCGCGUUCACAAUUAUUUAAAUUACAACAGAAAAUCUCCGGCGGAAGAUGCAAAUUCAACGGCGGGGUUUACGUUUCAACACUUUUGUGCGUUGGUUGCCGAAUUUAGCGUUGACGGAUGCGAUGAUUUUAACAACGCUUGGGUAAGUCAACCUUUACAAUCAUCACGAUAUCAACCUGACAACAGUUUAAUAACAAACAGAAAUGUGAUCACAAAUCCUCGGGAAAUCCACGAUAUCUUCCUCGGUGGUUCUUGUCACACGAGCAGCCGUCGGUGGAGGUUACAAGCGGAACAUCUCAUCUCAAAACACGGAUUGUCUUAUUAUAACCCAACAACUUGUUCAACAUCGUUAUCAAACUAUCAAAAUUUCACGAACGGAAACGUUCUCCGCUCAACAUCGUUAUAUUUCGUUUCAAACAAUUCGUUUUACGACGAUGAACCGUUGGAUGAUAGCACCGUUUUGCAAUGGAGGAAGGCGAUCGAUCGGAGUCGUGUUUUAUUGUUUGUCGUUUCGAAUGAAACGAGAUGUUUAACGACGAUGAUAAUGGCCGCUUAUUAUAUUGGUUUGAAUCGAAAAGUAGUUUUGUGUGUGCAACAUUUAGGUGAGGAUGAUAUUGAGGUGGGUAAUGAAAAGUUAAGUAAACAAGCUGUUAAGGAUUAUAAUAGGGGUAGGGUGUAUUUGACGGAUUUAGCAAAACGGAAACAAGUUCCAGUAUUUGAGAAUGUUACGAUGGCUGUCCAAUGCGCUGUAGAUGAAUGUCAAAGGUCAAGGUAGGGGUUUAAACGAAAUUUGGUUGU
This is a messenger RNA of Onthophagus taurus, 1558 nucleotides long. The record is from RefSeq and is a predicted model, not a curated record. NCBI's taxonomy places the organism in Eukaryota, Metazoa, Arthropoda, Insecta, Coleoptera, Scarabaeidae.